Cephus cinctus (wheat stem sawfly) is the source of this 3749-nucleotide messenger RNA. Its product is annotated as interferon-inducible double-stranded RNA-dependent protein kinase activator A. The coding region runs from base 2341 to 3720 and encodes 459 amino acids. The transcript is spliced from 7 exons. Lineage: Eukaryota; Metazoa; Arthropoda; Insecta; Hymenoptera; Cephidae. The record is from RefSeq and is a predicted model, not a curated record.
UGCAAAUUGUUUUUAAAUAAUAAAUAAACAAGAAAUCUUUCCCACGAAAACGACAGUUGCUCUACUAAAGGCUAAUUUAAAAAAUUCAAAUUAUAAUAAUUGUGAAGUAUAAUUACAAUUAGGGUAAAUCUAAGUGUGUCCUAUGAAUCCAGAUAAGUCACUGCCAUCAAGAUCAUAGCAUUAGAAAAGACUGUACCGGCAAUUCCUCCCAAGUGACGAUAUAACCGUGCAUCUGGAAAGAUUUUAACAUUUUUGAAGUUCGAUUAUUCUAUUGUUAAAUAGGCUUGCAUUCCGAAAUUUCAUGAAGUAGUAUUGAGCAGGAUACUAAUUUCCCGCCAGGAAUCCGUAAAAAAUUAAACUCGUUCAAGAGAGGUAGCGACGUCAGUUUGCGCAAUUCGUAACAUAGUUUUACAAAUGCAUUGAUUAGAUGUAUUAUAACAGUGAAGUACCGAAAAAAUGUGGAAAUCAGUUAUGUAGUAAUCUAAUUUCGUAACGAUGGAAGAUAUAGAAUUUUUCUUUAAGAUAAUUCAAUAGAUCAUUAUUUCAAGACAGAUAGUACAUUCCACCGAUAAACACGACACGCCAUGUCACAUUGUUGGACAAUUUUAAAAGUAGGAUUUCAUUUUCCACCCGAAUUUGCGCGAAGUACGACUUCGUAAUAUCUCAUUCUAGUUAAGCUUCUUUCUUUUCCUUGCAGCUGCUUCCUCGAAUGGAGAGACACGCCAGUGGUGUUUAGCUCGUAAAGUUAAAAAAUAAUUCCACCUAUGAAAGAAUAUCUGAGAGAUAGUCAAUGCUUUCAUAGAACUAAACUUCUGAAUCAAUUCAGCAGUCAACACAUUCAUAGCUCCAUAUAGUUAACCCCUCAUCACGACCGAUCGAACUAAUUUUUUUCGGUAUCAUUUAUUGCUCGUUUGUCGGUGAAUGAUGGACUAUUAUAAACGUUUGACGGUUGUUAGCUUAUAUAAAUUUAUAAAAACAAAUUUGGCUAUGGAAUUUUUUUCAAAUAGUCCCUCGAUGGUCAACCUGAUUCCCCAUGGAGCGUAUUUUCUGUAACGCGUAACUUACGCAGCCAAUCGCGAACCCGCAACUCCGUUCUAUUAUUUAUCGGAAAACUAACAACGAUUCGUGAUUUGCUGGUAUAAGGAAAGGAAGGAAGGAAGGAAGGAGGGAGAUAGCUUCAGCACCACUCGUGGCACAUUUUCGAACUAUUACUCGAUACGAUAUAAGACCCGAUUUCUCAAGAUUCCUUCAUUACAGUUUUAUUUCUUGUGAAGCGUUCAUGUGUCUGACGUCUACUCGCCUGUAGACCACGAUCUUGUAUACAGGUCUGGGCACUUCCCUAUCCUCACCACGUUGUAGAUCGUAACCGUAACGUGGACAAUUUUGUCCGCAAGCGCUAGCGUCGAAAAUGCCAGCGCAUGCGCAUCAGUAAAUUCACUGCAACUUCUUAUCUCCGAUUCAAAAAGAAAGUUACACACAAAAAACCGAUGCAACGCCAAUUAAAUAAAAUUUAAUAAUCUAAUUUUAAAGUUAGACAAAUAAAGAAUUGAUGAUUAAAAAAACUGAAGUUAAAUGGACCACUUCACCUAAAAGUCAUGAAAAUUGAAUGAUGCUAUAAUUGCGUAUAUACUGAAAACUUUUAACUUGAUGAAGAUACCUCUGGACAAGUACAAAAAGUGAAAUAUCUGCAAAAGUAGAAUUUUUGUCGUAGUUAAGUUCAAUAGUAUAAAUAUUUUCUGUCUUUUGCACUUGUUGAAUUUAUGUUGCAUCACUAUAUGACAUUGGUUCCACAGGGUCCAAUUCUCUUUGUAAAAAGACUUUCUCCGGUUUGAGUGUAGGAAUUUCCAAUAAAAAAUAUUUCACAGGAGAUAUACUAACGUAUACAGUCAAUUUUUGCUCGUAUUGUAACUUUUUUACUGAAUUUAUUUGUAACUCCUGUGAGAUUUUCAAAUGCAAAUUCCUACCAUGGUGAUUCAAGAAGGCACGAUGCACUUUUUGGUCAUUCUUGCUUCUUUCAAUUUCAAUCACGGUAUAUAUUGCACAUUACGAACAAGCUGCAGGUCACGUAUUCAAGAAAAAGAUAACUGCGCACGCGUAGUGGUACCACGUGAUCGCAUUUUCAACACUAACGCCUCUUGCGGUAGAUCCACCUUAAGGUUACGCGUUUUUCGCCUAAGUGCCCAGACCUGUUGGGUGCUUUCCAUUUACAUAACUUUUGUGUCGACUCAUGUCGACUCUCGAAAACGAAUAAAUGGAACACAGAUACUCUCGUAAAUUCACCGCUCUAGCAGAGUCUUCCCGAGUCGACUUGUGUUGCCGACAAACGGCGACCCAAAUCAAAUGGAAAGCACUUUUGACGACACAAGUCGACUUGUGUCAACUUGUGCCAGUAAAUGGAAAGCACCCAUACAAGAUCGUGGUCCAGACCUGGGGGUCAAUUGUGUAACUCAAGUGGAAUCAACAAUGGAAGAGAUGCGUCACCCACCGCCACCCCCAAUGCUAGGUAGCAUAGCUGGUGUACCGAACCACUCUAAUAAUGUGCAUCGUCGAAGCAGAGCUCCACGCGUGGCAGUCCACGCGCUGAUGUCUGAAACUCUGUCGCUGGAUGAAGCAGUUCGGUUGGAAAUGAAGGCUCUACCGAGCAAGACGCCGGUUUCCGUACUGCAGGAGUUGCUCUCCCGUCGUGGCACUACGCCCAAGUACGAACUCGUCCAGAUCGAGGGUGCCAUCCAUGAGCCAACCUUCCGCUAUCGCGUCACCGUUACCGAUGUCGUUGAUCCAAUCGUUUCAGCAAUGGGUACCGGUCGGUCCAAGAAGGAGGCCAAGCAUGCUGCCGCCAAGGCUGUCCUCGACAAGCUCAUCGGCGUUAAUACUGAGACAGCUGAUGCUCCCCUGCCUAACAGUAUCCCAGACUCUCAGAAUCUCCAAGAGCUCCAGGGUGGUUAUGGCGAAGAUAAGGUGAUCGGUAACCCUAUCGGUUCGCUUCAAGAGAUGUGCAUGACUCGACAUUGGCCACCACCAAAGUACACCACGGAAGGUGAAGCAGGGCUGCCACACGAGCGUCAAUUCACGAUUGUGUGCUCAAUCCUGAAAUAUCGACAGGUCGGACAGGGCAAGAGUAAGAAACUAGCUAAGCGGCAGGCUGCUCAAAAAAUGUGGCAGGCACUUCGUGAUACUCCUGGCAUCGACGAUGAGGAGGUGAGCUCAACCUUCUUCCCCUCAACAAGAAAGGAUGUCUUUCUUCGUACCCUCCCUGGAAUCGGCUCAAGCAAAAUUACGACCUACAUGAGUUUCAAAGGUCCCGGUGAUGCACGAUCAAAAAUCAUUCAAAGAAACGCGAACGUGAGCGCCUGUUACGCUGAUCUGAAAGAUAGCAAAAUCUCGACGCUGACCACUCCACACAGCCACAAAGUCUCACAGUUUCACAAGAACCUCAAGUCUUCCACGGGUGUUAAACUAUGUCAGCUGCAGAAUACUUGCCUCAACGACGGGGAUGUGAACCUCGUACAGUUCCUUCAGGAAAUUGCCUCCGAACAGCAAUUCGAAGUAACAUACGUCGAUAUCGAGGAAAAGUCCAUUAGCGGAAAAUGUCAGUGCUUGGUGCAGCUUUCGACACUGCCGGUUGCAGUGUGCUAUGGUUGCGGUCUUACGAGCAAGGAUGCUCAAGCGAGCGCUGCACAGAAUGCCCUGGAGUAUCUGAAGAUCAUGACUAAGAAGUGAGCCAACGCUCUACUCCUGCCAGCCGUCAC